This is a messenger RNA of Ascoidea rubescens DSM 1968, 1542 nucleotides long. RefSeq lists its product as uncharacterized. Lineage: Eukaryota; Fungi; Ascomycota; Saccharomycetes; Ascoideales; Ascoideaceae. Gene Ontology annotation, biological process: rRNA base methylation. The transcript has a single exon. The record is from RefSeq and is a predicted model, not a curated record. Gene Ontology annotation, cellular component: nucleus. Gene Ontology annotation, molecular function: 23S rRNA (adenine(1618)-N(6))-methyltransferase activity. Bases 1 to 1542 code for a protein of 513 amino acids.
AUGUCUGUCAUUUUGCAGUUGAAUUCAGAGCUAAAUUUAAACUCCCAGAAUGUUGUCGAAUUCAAUUACAAGUUGAUUAAUUUCAAAGAAUUAUCGAUUGAAUAUCCAUCAUUGAAGUCCUUUUUUGCAGAUUAUGAAGAAAAUAUCUACAAUUUCAAUGAUCAAAAUUCAUUGAUUGAGCUUUCGAAAAUUUUAUUAAAAAAGUUUUUCAGCAUUAAUAUUAGCUUAUCUUUGAACUUUUUGAUCCCAAGAAUCCCAAUAAGAUUUCUUUACGUCAAGUAUAUCAAUGAAAUUUUGUUUAGCUAUCAUUUUGACAAUGUGAGCUCAUUGUUCUUAGCUGACAGUACUGGCACAGAGAAAACAGAAACUGUUGGGAUAGAUAUUGGAACCGGUUCGAGCUUGAUCUAUCCUCUACUAUUUAUAUCUGCUUAUAAUAAUCAUAACAAUCAUAACAAUAACAGUGAAGAUGAUUACAAAUUAGACUAUAAAAUUAUUGCAACAGAAAUCAACAACUAUUCUUUUGAAUUUGCAAUGGAUAAUUUAAAGUCAAAUAAACAUUUAGGCUCGAAUUUGGAAGAUAAAAUUAAUAUUGUUAAAAUCAGUAAAAAUGAUGAUCCUUUAAUUGAUUUUGAUAAAUUUAAAUUGAUUAAAAACAUUAACAAUAUUGAAAAUAUCAAAUUCUUAAUGUGCAAUCCACCUUUUUACUCAAAUAAUUAUAGCAUUAGUAGAUUCAAUAAUACGAAUAUUGAUAAUAAAGAGGAGACCUUAAAGAAAACCAUUGGUUUAAAAUCUGAACUCUAUUACAAGGAAAAUGGAGAACUCGAUUUUAUUCAAAAAUUAAUCAAAGAGUCUCUUGUACACAAAAAUAAAAUUUGUUGGUAUACCUGUCUAAUUAGCAAAUUUAAAUUAAUUUCAAAUGUAAUUUUAAUCAUAAAGGAAAAUAAUAUUUCAAACUAUUUAAUUCAUGAGCUAAAUCCUAGUAAUGAUUUUUAUAAUCAAAACUCUCCAAUUAGUAACGAUAAUAAAAGUUAUAAUCGUGGCAAAAGAUUCGUACUAUUAUGGUCAUUUAACUACAUUCGAUUACCAAAUUAUUUAUCAUCUAACAACAAAUUAAUUUUAAAGAAAUAUUGUUCAAAUAAUAAUGAAUUUAAGGUUGAUUUAAAAUCAUUCAUUAAAGAUGACCCAAUUGAAAAAAAUAACAUGGAGCUUAUUAAAAAUUGCUUAAUUUCAGGUCUAGAUUAUUCAAAUGUAAAGGAUUUAAAGUUGAAUAAUAUAUUUGAUUCUUUUAUAAUCAAGUUUGAUGAAAAUGUGUGGUCAAGAUCUUAUAAAAGAAGAUUAAAAUUUAAUAAAAUUAAUGAAAAUGAUAAUAUGAAAAAGAAAAGAAAGGUUAUAAAUGAAGACGAAAUUAUAAUUAUUCAAAUUAUUUACGAUCAUUUGAACUCACAUUUGUAUUUAUUUUGGAAGUAUGGAAAAUAUUAUAAAACUUUUGAAAGUUUUACAGGAUACACUUUAAGACAGUUGAAUAAUUUAAUAGAAAAAUAA